Messenger RNA from Gigantopelta aegis, 630 nucleotides. RefSeq names its product endo-1,4-beta-xylanase 2-like. The record is from RefSeq and is a predicted model, not a curated record. Lineage: Eukaryota; Metazoa; Mollusca; Gastropoda; Neomphalida; Peltospiridae. Gene Ontology annotation, biological process: carbohydrate metabolic process. The coding region runs from base 1 to 630 and encodes 209 amino acids. Gene Ontology annotation, molecular function: hydrolase activity, hydrolyzing O-glycosyl compounds. The transcript is spliced from 5 exons.
AUGUUGUGGUGUGUGACUCUGACUUGUCUGGUGUCACUCGUGUGGGGCCAAGAGCUCGUGCAGAACAGCGGCAUGGAAACAAUCAAUUACUGGAACUGCUGGGGAUUCCAGUGUCACGUGACGAGUACACGUCACAGUGGAUCUCAUGCUAUACAAACCUCUGGAAGGACAAAUGACUACCAAGGACCAGGACAGUUUAUAAACCUUCAGUCUGGACGGAGUUACAAAGUUUCGGCUUAUGUGCGCUUGCUGAACGAUCAUGCUGGUGAACUCCGACAGAACUUACAGAUAACUGUGGCGUUUACGUUUUUUGAUGGAACCAAGGAUUGGGUACAUGUUGCUAAUGAGCCAGUUGCACGGAAAUCAGACGGCUGGAUUCAUCUGAUGGGAGAUAUUCACGCUCCAAGCAAACAAAUCAAGGAGUCACUGGUUUACGUUGAAGGGCCAAAACCAGGUGUUGACUUUAUCGUGGACGAAUUCUCUGUUACACCAAUUGCCACGGAUCUGAGCUGGCGUCAUGCGUCGGAUUCAAAUAUCAACAAGUUCAGGAAGAGCAGCAUUGUAAUUAAUGUUCACACGAAUGGACCCGUGGAUUUGAAUCAAGUGGUAGUUGAAGUAAGACUGAUCUAG